CUUGUGAAAAAAGUUGAGAAAUUGCACCCUGGUGGUUGAUUCCUUUGCUACAGACUGUUGAUACCCAUCUCUUUCCAUAUACCUCCAUUCUAUACUAUCCUUACUACCUCCAAAAUGAAGGGAUUCGCCAUUCUCACCGGCCUGUUGGCUACUGGUGCCUCUGCCCACAUGCAAAUGUCGAAGCCUUACCCUAUUCGCAGUCCCCUAAACAAGGACAGCAAUGAGCAAAAGGACUACUCGUACAACAACCCAUUGAACCCAUCUGGUGCUGACUAUCCGUGCAAGGGCUACGCCAAUGAUGCCUUCCAGUCCCAAGCCAGUUAUUCGCCGGGUCAGACCUACGAGCUGGAGCUUGAUGGUAGCGCAACUCAUAGCGGCGGCUCUUGCCAGCUUGCCUUGACUUACGACCGUGGCAAGACCUUCAAGGUUAUUGAGUCCAUGCUCGGCGAGUGUCCUAUUUCCCAGAAGUACGAGUUCGCGAUCCCAUCGGAUGCGCCCGCGGGCGAGGCUCUUCUAGCCUGGACCUGGUUCAACAAGGUUGGCAACCGUGAGAUGUAUAUGAACUGCGCUAUGGUCACCAUUGGUGGCUCUGCGAGCAGUGGGAAUAAGACACAGUCCACUACUACCAAUGGCAAGAACUCCCACGGCAAGAAUAUCCACGGAGCGAAGAUGAUGGGAAAGCAUAUGGCUUCUGAGGAGAUGAAGCACUUGAAUCACCCUCCGAUGGAGCAGACUAUGGAGCGACGUGACAUGGCUGAUACCACCGUCAUGACGGACAAGUCCAAGGCCGCCGCGUUUGACAGCCUCCCUGAGCUCUUCGUCGCCAAUGUUGCCCAAACAGGUGGUUGUGUCACUAUUGAAGGCGAGGAAGUUGACUUCCCCCUGCCCGGUCCGAACGUGGUGGGCAAGAUCGAUAGCAGCGGCAAGGGCUACAAGUGCACUGGUACAGCUCCUUUCCUCGCCAGUGAUAGCACUGCCAGCACCGCAACCACCGCCGGAACCACUGCUGGCUCCAGCGCUUCUUCCUCUUCUACUUCUUCCACCUCUACUGCUUCAUCCAACUCGACUACCGCCUCCAACGCCACCAAGUCCGACUCCACCAAGAACAACAACAGCAGCUCGUCCUCGAAGAAGGUUGAUGCGAAGACCACCAGCAGUGCUAGCAGCAGCAGCACCACCACCACCGCCGCCACCACUCUGGCUCAAGCCAUGUCCCAGAUUGCGUCGGCCUUUGGUUCUCCCUCUGCUGACCCCCGUGUCUUGGACAGCCAGUCUAACAACCAGGUUGCUUCCACCAGCAACUCCUUCGCCAAUUACGUUACCAAGUGGACUUGCACCUCCGGCGAGAUCCUGUGCUCUCCUGAUGGAUACAGCUGGGCUAUGUGCUCCAAUUCGCGCCCUAUCUUCAUGGGCAAUGUCGCCCCUGGCAUGAUCUGCCAAUUGGGCCAGAUGGUUCGCUCCAGCUGGUAACAAGUUUGCUCUUGUUGUUUUUGAAGCAGUUUCUUCUCGGCAGAUAUUGUCUUUGGGCCGACUGGGUCGGUCGAGGCUUGUUCUGCGUUGCGUUUUCUUUUUGUGCCUUGGGUCGCAGGUGCCAUUGGUGUUCGGCGAAUGUUUUUUCUUCCUUUACCCCAUCGACUGUCAUGACCAUGAUAUCCAUGUCGGUGGUGAUGUCCUCACGCUGUUGAUAUUCCUAAUGACUGUAUCGUAAUGGCUGGUUCUUGUUAGUGUUUUAGUUUCCGAGGUUGGUGUUCGGGCUGGUCAUUGGAUUUUCAGGGUGAUCUCUAUGUAGCACUAGGAACAAUACAAAAUAUUUUUAUGCACACAGCUCACCUCUCAGCUCGAUUUAAAUUGUCAUUAAUUCUCAAUAUUAUCAUUACAUUCUUAAACAGCACCCUGGAGUCUUGUUCAGCCGGGUCUCAAUCCGUGUGUACCGCAGCAUAAUAUACACCAAUUUCAAACAGCGUAACAUGGUAUAUCGGCUCAAAAGAGCGUGCGAGUUCAUACAAUCAUCGGCUGACACCUGAGACGUGGUACCAGCCGGCCAAAAGAAAUACAGAGAGGGACGACUGGAUAUCAUAAACCAUUCCGACAGCGAUCAUCCAUACCCUCAAGCACUUGCUGUAUCAAAGCAAGAUAGGACUCUUGCGUCCGCAUCCACAAAGAAAAAAAGCUUAGAUGUUGCCAGUAUAGGCAGAGCCACCAUAGCCAUAGCCAUUCUGGGCACCCGGGGCAGGGGUACCAGUGGCAGCGGCGUGCUUGUUCUUGCCCCACGAGCCGAACCAGUUCUUCUGGGGCUGCUUCUCGCCACCCAUCUCGAUAUCAGCUGGGGUGGGGUGGUUGGGCAGAGUGUCUACGCCACCACUGGCCUCAGGGUAGUUCUUCUUGCGGCUCCACCACUUACGGUCAGUGCCGGAGGUGUAGUUGUUGGCGGGGGAAGGGCCGAAGCGCUUCUCGCGCUUGUGGUGGCGGGCCAGGAGAACCUGG
Molecule: messenger RNA, 2484 nt
Organism: Penicillium brasilianum
Lineage: Eukaryota; Fungi; Ascomycota; Eurotiomycetes; Eurotiales; Aspergillaceae
Source: the annotation of a GenBank genome assembly